This is a messenger RNA of Notothenia coriiceps (black rockcod), 339 nucleotides long. RefSeq names its product dynein heavy chain 5, axonemal-like. The transcript has 2 exons. Gene Ontology annotation, cellular component: axonemal dynein complex. The record is from RefSeq and is a predicted model, not a curated record. The annotation marks the transcript as partial. Lineage: Eukaryota; Metazoa; Chordata; Actinopteri; Perciformes; Nototheniidae. Gene Ontology annotation, biological process: microtubule-based movement. Gene Ontology annotation, molecular function: dynein intermediate chain binding; dynein light intermediate chain binding.
AUAACCUCACUUAACCAUAAGUACUUCAAGAACCAUCUGGAGGACAGCUUGUCGCUUGGUCGCCCCCUUUUGAUCGAGGAUGUAGGGGAGGAGUUGGACCCUGCACUCGACAACAUCCUUGAAAAAAACUUCUUUAAAACAGGCUCCACUUACAAGGUGAAAGUGGGUGACAAAGAGGUGGAUGUGAUGAAGGGCUUUAGGCUUUACGUGACCACCAAGCUGCCUAACCCUGCCUAUACGCCCGAGAUAAGUGCCCGCACCUCCAUCAUUGACUUUACCGUCACAAUGAGAGGACUUGAGGAUCAGCUGCUGGGCAGAGUUAUCCUCACAGAAAAGCAG